This is a messenger RNA of Camponotus floridanus (Florida carpenter ant), 813 nucleotides long. Its product is annotated as proteoglycan 4-like. The record is from RefSeq and is a predicted model, not a curated record. The transcript is spliced from 4 exons. NCBI's taxonomy places the organism in Eukaryota, Metazoa, Arthropoda, Insecta, Hymenoptera, Formicidae. The coding region runs from base 1 to 813 and encodes 270 amino acids.
AUGGGGGAAGGCGCACCCCACUCUGUGGAUGAAAGGCUCGGGAGCAUCUGUCCGCCUCAGCUUCCUCGGGUUCCACCGACCCUAUCCGAAUGGAAACCCUAUGACCCGCCUGAGCCCAGGAACCGAAAUUCCCUGGUCCCACCGACCCUAUCCGAAUGGGAACCUUCGGACCCAGAUCAACCAGCACCGGACGCCUUCGAGUUUUUCAAAGCUGGGGAAGGCGCACCCCACUCUGUGGAUGAAAGGCUCGGGAGCAUCUGUCCGCCUCAGCUUCCUCGGGUUUCACCGACCCUAUCCGAAUGGAAACCCUAUGACCCGCUUGAGCCCAGGAACCGAAGUUCCCCGGUCCCACCGACCCUAUCCGAAUGGAAACCUCCGGACCCAAGCGAGCCAGAAACCUUAGCGGAGAUCAACCAGCACCGGACGCCUCCGUGUUUUUCAGAGAUGGGGGAAGGCGCACCCCACUCUGUGGAUGAAAGGCUCGGGAGCAUCUGUCCGCCUCAGCUUCCUCGGGUUCCACCGACCCUAUCCGAAUGGAAACCCUAUGACCCGCCUGAGCCCAGGAACCGAAAUUCCCUGGUCCCACCGACCCUAUCCGAAUGGGAACCUUCGGACCCAGGCGAGCCAGAAACCUUAGCGGAGGAGGAAUGCAGACUCCUGUUGGCCCACGUGACUCGAAGUAAAUGUGCAUCCGGAUUUCCGGAGGGUGAUGCACAACCCUCACCUCACCUUCCGCUUUCGCCGCGAAGGUGGGCAUCCUACCCGCAACAAAAAGAACUACCGCGAGAACGAAAACAAAAAACGCUGAAUUGA